Striga hermonthica is the source of this 1338-nucleotide messenger RNA. The record is from the annotation of a GenBank genome assembly. Lineage: Eukaryota; Viridiplantae; Streptophyta; Magnoliopsida; Lamiales; Orobanchaceae.
AUGGACAGAAGUCUAAGUGAAGCUGCUAAAAGAGGAGACCUCGAAAAACUCCACAGUCUCAUAGAAAACGAUCCUUUUCUAUUACGUGCCGCGAAUUUAUCCGACGAAAACAACCCGUUACACUUAGCCUGCAUCGGUGGCCACGUAGAUUUCGUGAGAGGGAUCGUGAGUCUAUGCCCCGAGCUCGCCCGAGAACUUAACCGUGACGGUUUUACCCCUCUGCACAUAGCCUCAGCAAGUGGUGCCAUAGAAAUUGUGAAGGAGCUGCUGAGUUUGAACUCAAACCUCUGUUUGGUCAAAGGAAAGGAAAAGAGAAUCCCACUUCAUUGUGCGGUUGUGAAAGGCAGAGUCGAUGUUGUGAAAGAACUGAUCUCUGUUUUUCCGGAUUCGGUAAAUGAUGUUACCGCGCGCGGAGAAUCUUGUUUCCACUUGGCUGUGAAGAAUAAUCAGUUUGAGGCCUUUAAGGUUCUUUGUUUGCAAAAUGGGUGUGUUCCGAACGUGAAGGACGUGCAGGGGAACACGGUAUUGCAUCUCGCGGCUUAUGGAAAGAUUUACGAGGUUUUCGACCUCUUGUUCGACGAUAACUCGGGCCACAAGGGAACUUUAGAAAUUAACCCGUUGAACGAAAAGGGUAUGACCCCACUCGAUGUCCUAAUAUCCGAAGGCGGCGAUCCAGAUAUCGAGCAAAUUCUUAAACGGGCUGACGCAAUUACGAGUCGAGAAUCUAAUGCCAUUCGUCGAACUCUCCAAAACCCGUCACCAAACAAUAAUAAUAAUAAUAACGACCAGAGAAGGCACCGGCGGUCCGUUUGUGCCUCCAAGAAGCUACAGGAAUACUUCAAAUACGACGUGGCCCGAGAUUCUCCGAGCAAGGCCCGAGACACCCUCCUCGUCAUAUCUGUGCUAAUCGUGACAGCCACAUACCAGGCUGUCCUGAGCCCGCCUGGCGGCGUUUGGCAAGACGACUUCACGCCAUCUGUCGGGUCAAACGGGACAUCCCACACGGCGGGCCAGUCGGUUAUGGGGACGCGGAGCCCGGUCAACUACGGUUUGUUCUUGCUUUUCAACUCGCUCGGGUUUUUCAUGUCCCUGCACAUGAUGAACUUUCUCACGCUCGGGCUUCCCCUGCAGUUUGAGCUACGCGUGGCGCUUGGUGCAGUGAUAGUUACUUACGACACGUGUAUGGUGGCAAUCACGCCAGAUGGCGUGAUCUCGGUUUUCUUCACGGUCGUGUCGAUUGUGAUGCCUUUGAUGAUGCCGGUGCUGACGAUGCUAGCGAGGGAUUUUCGGAAGGGGGGCACGAGAUGCGAGGUCUCAGGUGGGAGAGUGAGUGUGUGA